Molecule: messenger RNA, 4004 nt
Organism: Aethina tumida (small hive beetle)
Lineage: Eukaryota; Metazoa; Arthropoda; Insecta; Coleoptera; Nitidulidae
Product: transient receptor potential channel pyrexia
Exons: 2
Coding region: 538-3471 (977 amino acids)
Biological process (GO): monoatomic ion transport; transmembrane transport
Cellular component (GO): membrane
Molecular function (GO): protein binding; monoatomic ion channel activity
Source: RefSeq, a predicted model, not a curated record
UUCAACUACCUGUUCCAUGAAGAUACGACGGCGGAUAUGAUCACGUUCACGUGGUCGACUUAAGAACCGUCCGCCCGUUCCCCCCCGUGCUAAUCUCCCUCCACCUCUCGUCCAACGAGAUAAUAUCUAAAAGAGAACGAACAAUUUACCAAUUUGUCCGCGGCAUAUUCGCAGUUUGUACCGUACAAUCCGCGACGCGACACAUUUCCGAAACCGGUGCGAAAAUUUGCUUUAAAGUACAUACGGACGGUCCGAUCGUGUGUGACACGGUUGGGAUGGUGGGCCUCGUAACGCGGUGAUUUCAUCGCGAUUGUGUUCCGAUUCGAUGGUCGAUUGUGUCCCAUUCAAAUGUGUGUGCGAAUUCGGGGAUUGUUGCAAUUAUAGCGGCAAUGAAACCCGUUGACGUUUCACCGUUCGGUUGUAUGUGUGUUAUGUGAGGCGCUCUCCUUUUUUCUCUUUCGUCCUGGAAGCGAUAAUUUUGCUUUUAUCGGGCCGGUUUCCGAGGAGGUGGUGGCUGCCAAUACAUACUCAUGAUAAAUGGUUGCGGCAUCGGAAAACAACCGUUCCUUCGGAAUGGACAACCUGGGCUUCCAGGACUCGACCAAUUCCAGGAAGCUGGGUCGUUCGGUCAGCGUGAACGCGGAAGUAGAGAGUUUUCCCCUGUACAAGACGCACACGUCGGCCACGCUGCUGAGAUGGCGACGCAACCGCGACAAUCCCGAGGUCAUGUUGGAGGAGGAAUUCCCGUCUGACGAUUUCGAAUACAUGGAGUGCGGCCCCUCGCCCCCCGCCGACCACACGCCCAACAUCUACGAGAGUUUCGAGGAGUUCUCGACGAGCAGCGAGCUCACGGUGCAAAUAUGCCACGACACGAUCAAAAUGAACCUGCUCGAGCACAUGAAGCUGUCGUCCGGCAGGCACCAGCUGCUCGACGACAUCGAGAGCAAGAAAACUACUCAGGACAACUUGGCCGUGGCGUUCGCCGGCGCGUCAAAGUUGGAGAUAAACAUAGCCUUCUUGUGGGCCGGUUUUAUGAAAAGAUGGGACUUACUUGAUGGACUUUUACAGCUAGGCGCGCAGCUUAAGUACUACGAACCCAGUCAGGGACUAAGUGCCUUGCACUUGACUUCGUUCAGUGGUUGCAUACCUGGUACUCAGUACCUCAUUGCGCAAGGGUGCGACGUGAACGCCAUUUUUAAGUGCUACACCCCUUUGCACUGUGCAGCCUUUGGGGACAACGCUGAGACAGCCAUGAUACUUUUGACUCAUGGGGCGAAGGUGCAGGCUUUGACCAACAGUCCUCACAAUUGUCACGAAAGUGUUUUGCACUGUGCCGUCAGAGCAAACGCUGUAGCAUGCGUGAGGUUAUUUACCAAGGAAGGUGCUGAUGUAGGGCAGGUGGAGUACUCUGGAAUGUCCCCUGUUCACUUGGCCAGUGAUUUGGGACAUUCACAGUGUUUAAAAAUUAUGCUUGAAGCUAAAGGCAACAAUGUGAAUGCCAAAACAAAGGAAAAAGAACUAACACCAAUACAUUUGGCAGCUGAGAGCGGCUAUGUGGAAUGCGUAGACAUUCUCUUGGAGAAAGGCGCAGAUGCAAAUAGAAGAAAUCACAGGGGACAAACAGCUUUGCAUUUGGCAGCAAAAUCACAAGCCUACGACUGCGUAGAGCUUCUACUGCGUAAAGGUAACGCCGACCCCAAUAUUGGAGACUGCGACAAAAGAACACCUUUGCACGCAGCCGUGUGCAAGGCCGCUCGUUCUUACGAUAUAAUCGAGAUACUCGUGAGCUACGGCUCCGACGUCAACACCAAAGAUCAGUACGGAUACACUCCCCUUCAUAUCGCAGCUUUAAACGAACUGUCACAAUGUGUGGAGAUUCUUAUAUAUCACGGUGCAGAUGUUACUGCCAAGUCCAAGUUGGGAAUAACAGCCCUUGGCACUAUUACACGCAAAACACCUGCCUCUUUGGCCAUGGUAACUCAGAAGCUGGAUUCUGCUAUAACCUUACACCACCACCCCGAAUCAUCCAACAGAGAAGUUGAAUUACGUUUGGAUUUUCGCAGCAUUCUGCAGCAUUGUCAUCCCAGGGAAAUAAGCUUCCUUAACACGUUUGUGGACGAAGGACAGAAAGAGAUCCUUCUUCACCCCUUGUGUUCGGCUUUCCUUUAUUUAAAAUGGGAGAAAAUCAGAAAGUAUUACAUCGCUCGCAUGUUAUUCUGCUUUAUUUUCGUUUUAAGUUUGUCCUUGUAUGUUUUGACUGCCCUGGCUCACAACUGCUACAACCAUGGUAAGAACAUGAACGAUACGCAGCCACAGAACGUCAUAGAACUGUGCGAGAAGAAGUCGAUGAUGGGACACAUGCUGAGAAACAAUCCCUUUGUAAUCGAGAUGCAAUGGUUCGUGCUUGUGGGCAUAACCUGUUGCGAGAUACUUAGAAAAGUGUAUGGAAUCGCUGGAUAUCCUAGCGUUAAGCAGUACUUGUCACAUCCGGAAAAUAUUAUCGAAUGGACGGUAAUAGUCAGCGUGUUUGUCAUUUCCUUUAUUUACACUGGAAGAACCUACACUUGGCAGAAUCAUAUCGGGGCGUUUGCAGUUUUAUUUGGCUGGACCAAUUUGAUGUUAAUGAUAGGUCAAUUACCAAUCUUCGGCUCGUACGUAGCCAUGUACACGAGGGUUCAGGGAGAAUUCGCAAAGUUACUUUUGGCUUAUUCAUGUCUAUUGAUCGGUUUCACAAUAAGUUUCUGCGUGAUCUUUCCCGAUUCAUCCACAUUCGCAAAUCCCUUCAUUGGUUUGAUCACCGUUCUGGUUAUGAUGACCGGGGAGUUAAAUCUCGAUUUGCUGGUCGACGACGAUCCGGAGGAUCCACCAUUUUUGCUAGAAAUCAGCGCCCAAGUAACUUAUAUUUUGUUUUUGCUGUUCGUAACGGUGAUCCUGAUGAACCUGCUGGUCGGCAUAGCCGUUCACGACAUACAGGGGCUGCAAAAAACUGCGGGACUCUCCAAACUGGUACGACAAACCAAAUUGAUCUCUUACAUGGAACUUGCCUUGUUCAAUGGGUAUCUACCGAGGUACCUUCUGAAUUUGUUACAUUGGACUGCUUUGGUGUCGCCGAAAGCAUACCGGGUGGUUUUGAACGUCAAACCUUUGAACCCUCGCGAGAAACGCUUGCCAAGAGAUAUUUUGAAAGCCGCACAUGAAAUUGCCAAGAAAAGAAAACAUUACGGCCACACAAUUUCGUCUCAGGGCAGUCAAGUUCCGACGUACAACAGAAAAGUGACAAACAACAAUACGGAUCAAACCAGUGAGAUUUUCGAAUACUCCAACGCAUUGCCUCUUUUACAGAGCAAAUUGGAGAACAACAGUGAGCAGAUCGAGCAUUUGAGCAAAGAAAUACGAGAAAUGAAAGCCCUUCUUCUUGACAUGUAUAAAUUAUUUGAAAAUAAUCAAAAUUGUGCAAGCUCGAAAUGUUAAUCAGUUAUUUAAUGUUCAGGCCCACCUUACAAUUUUAAUAUUUAAGUUCUUGGUGGGUUCAUAAAAUAUUUAAACUAAUCUACAAUCAUGUAUGUACAAUUAGAAAUAUUGAAUAUUUUUAUACUGUGAUUUUACAUUGUUACUUUUUGGAAAUACAUAUAUUAAUAAAUAUGUAUAUUUUUAUGUAAAUGUUAAAGUAUAUAGAUUUUAUUUAUAAGUGAAUGGUGCAUUUAUAAAUGAAGGUUGCACAAAAGGAGUUUGUUAAACCAUUUUCCCUCUGUACAACUCUUAUUUAUAAAAAUAUAUUUAUAUAAUAAUAUAUAUUUACAAAAUGCCAUUUGAAAGUGUGAUAUUAGUCAAUUAGUGGUUGUGAGAUAGAGAUAUUUUAACUUUAGUAUUAGUGAUUUAUAUAUCCCAUGUUAAAUAAAAGCGCUUACAACAGAAUUUAGUUUUAUUUAUACAUAACAAAAACUACUUUUAUUCAUGCUGGAAGACUUGGUAUGAACAGUUGAAACAUGUUUCUAUUCAAUAUA